CUAUAAGAUAAAAGUCUGUUCUCAGCUACCAUUCUGGGAUUAUUUAUCGUGCUUGUUGUGCAGUUUUUUUUUUUUUGAGACAGGAAUGAAACGCAACUGUGCCGGCAACUGAGAGCCGGUCCAGCGAUACCGGAUACGGCAUGGUCACCGGGUUACAGUGCUCGCAGCCAGGCUUGCUGAGUUUAUUUUAGAAGAGUUGUCUAGGCGACAGGGAGAAAUAUUGUGACAGUGAUUUGUUUCCUGACUUUCGGCGUGUUUUGUAAAAGCUGGCAGUGGGAUUUUAAUGUGCCGCUGGGUAGUUCCAUCAGCAGAUUGCGUCUUAGCUGUCCUGACUUGGAAUAAGCUGAAUCUGACUUGAUAUCUACAGAAAAGUGCCCAAAGACCUGACACAACCAACAUACACGGGAGCUUUCAUCUCCAUCUGCUGCUGUCUGUUCAUGCUCUUCCUCUUCCUGUCCGAGCUCACGGGAUUCAUCGCCACGGAGAUAGUCAAUGAGCUCUAUGUGGAUGAUCCUGAUAAAGACAGUGGAGGGAAGAUAGAUGUGAGUUUAAACAUCAGUUUGCCAAACUUGAACUGUGAUCUGGUGGGGCUGGACAUCCAGGAUGAGAUGGGCCGCCACGAGGUGGGCCACAUUGACAACUCCAUGAAGGUGCCCUUGAACAACGGAUACGGCUGUCGCUUUGAGGGGAAGUUCAGCAUCAACAAAGUGCCAGGCAACUUCCACGUGUCAACGCACAGCGCCACAGCCCAGCCCCAGAACCCUGAUAUGACUCACACAAUCCACAAGCUCUCCUUCGGGGAGAACCUUCAGGAUGUCCAGGGGGCCUUCAAUGCAUUAGGAGGUGCCAGCAGACUUGAAUCAAAUCCCUUGGCUUCUCAUGACUACAUAUUAAAGAUAGUGCCCACAGUGUAUGAGGACAUGAGGGGGAGGCAAAGGUUCUCCUACCAGUACACAGUGGCCAACAAGGAAUACGUGGCCUAUAGCCACACGGGACGAAUCAUCCCGGCGAUCUGGUUCCGCUACGAUCUGAGCCCCAUCACCGUUAAGUACACGGAGAGGAGGCAGCCCUUGUAUCGCUUCAUUACCACGAUUUGCGCCAUCAUUGGUGGGACGUUCACAGUGGCCGGCAUUAUCGACUCCUGCAUUUUCACAGCCUCCGAGGCCUGGAAGAAGAUUCAGUUGGGGAAAAUGUCAUGAACAGGUUGGCAGGCGGCGCCCUUGAGCUCAAGAGUUUGCUCCUAUUUGCAUCAAUGGGACCUCAUCAGAAAACGUCCAAUGUUAUUUUUUUUUAAAACCUUUGCGAUGGGGGUGGGGGAAUUUUUCUAUUCUUUCUUUUCUGUUCUGACUUGGAUUCUAAGUGUCGGAUUCCGCCUCGAUCCCCCACCCUUCAUUUUGAGUGUGUUUGUGUACAUGUGAAUUGUCUCUAUUUGCUAAAGAAAAUCAACAUUCUAACUUGUGAUCUAGGCACAGAGAGCAGUGGAGUCUCGGAGCCCCUCCCUACAUGUCCAUAUACACUCCAUACCCAGCCUACCACGCUCGGUCUCCUUCACACAGACACUCUUGUUGCCUGUGCUGUAACUACUUGAAUAAUGAGUCUGCAAAGAAUAGUCUCUCUCACCACAGUUGAUCUCUGUGCCUUAAAAAAAAUGCAAAUAUGAGGCUUGUUCCAUAAGAGCACAUCAAAUUGAUGUUAUAAGUGAAGGUAAAGAACCUAAACCUAACCCUGCUUGGUCAAAGGUGGUUGAGGUGGUUUGCUUUUAUUAAUCUUUCACAGAAAGAUUCAGUCUUUUUAGUGAUGUACUUGUAAUCUUUGUGUCAAAAGGCAGGAUAAGUUGAGUUGACCCUACCUGUGGCAAUCAUCACCUUUCUCAACAAUCUCUCACUAUCUGGAAAAAUGAUAUUUAAUAAGUUGUCUCAUGGUUCUCUUGCUUGAUGUGAUUGUAUGGGUGGUUUCCCGUUCCUUAAAAAGUGGACUUCCGGAGGCAGAUAAAAUUGGAUUCUAUAUCAUCUGUUAGUUUUGGACUCUUUAACCUGUUUUUGUUGUAAAUUUUCAGAGAUGCCAAUUUUUUGUUUAAAUUUUUUGGAGUUGCGUACUCUACUUAUUCCUGCUCGUUAAUUUGAAUGUCUUUUGCCGUAAACUUUAGGUACCUGUCACUGUUGUGAGCAGCUUAUUUGUUGCACCGUUGUGGUCUGGUUGGCAAGGCCUGGGUGACAUGAUUAUUCAGUUAGAAACUGAGUGGAGUUUCACUUGCAGUAUUGGAGAGUUGUGGGGGGAUUUCAGAAACAUCUAAAACCGCAUGCUGGGUUCAGCCUUUCCGCCGUAAAAUCUGUGUAUAGCCCAUGUUUCUAUGGGUAAUAGGAAAACUGAUACUGAUGAAUGCAUUCCUGUCACUGAUGUUCCUGUCAACAUUUUUAUGUUUUAUAAUAAACUAUUUAAAAAUAUAUGAAUGUCCUUUUGUAUGAUGUUUUAUUUUUAUCAUGUGUGUUUUUCACGUCUUGUUUGUUUUCUCUCAAGUCGAAUGUGUGGAAUAUGGGGGCAUGUCCUCCUAAAUACCAUGUAUGUGUUUUGACACCUUUUCGAGGUCAGCUGAAGCCAGUGAAAAUGUGACUGAAUGUAAACAUGAUCAUCUUUUCCUGUAGCCAACAUCUGUCGGUUUUGCAUUUAAUGUACUUCUCUAAAAAGCAUACCUGUUUGGAAACUCAUCCGCCGAGUGUGCAGCCCCCUUAUUUCAUAAAUAAAACUCUCUUGCAGCAGCUAA
Brienomyrus brachyistius is the source of this 2761-nucleotide messenger RNA. RefSeq names its product endoplasmic reticulum-golgi intermediate compartment 1 (gene ergic1). The transcript is spliced from 10 exons. The record is from RefSeq and is a predicted model, not a curated record. Bases 438 to 1199 code for a protein of 253 amino acids. Gene Ontology annotation, biological process: endoplasmic reticulum to Golgi vesicle-mediated transport; retrograde vesicle-mediated transport, Golgi to endoplasmic reticulum. Gene Ontology annotation, cellular component: Golgi membrane; endoplasmic reticulum membrane; COPII-coated ER to Golgi transport vesicle. Lineage: Eukaryota; Metazoa; Chordata; Actinopteri; Osteoglossiformes; Mormyridae.